Molecule: messenger RNA, 1944 nt
Organism: Neurospora tetrasperma FGSC 2508
Lineage: Eukaryota; Fungi; Ascomycota; Sordariomycetes; Sordariales; Sordariaceae
Exons: 3
Coding region: 1-1944 (647 amino acids)
Source: RefSeq, a predicted model, not a curated record
AUGUCUUUCUCCAAUGAUUAUUAUGGAGAAUGGAACGCCCUUCCUAGUCUAGCCUUAGGUAACGGCUAUGGCGCCGGCUAUGGCGACGUCUAUGGCUACGGCUAUUGCAACGGCAACGGAGACGGCGGAUGGAACUUCGCCGGCAAUCCGGGCCUGGACGACCACUUUAACUGGGACGACUGGGUCACUGGCAACUUGCGCGGUUACAACUCGAUUCUAGACGACUCGGUCAUUGACACUUCUGUUGUCGAUAAUUCCAUUAUCGACAACCCGAUUCCCAGCAACUCGCUUAACACAGCCAUAGACACCUCGGUCAUAGGUGAGAGAGCCUCUCUCAUCGAUAUCUUCACCGACCCGGUUAUAGGCAACAUGAUUCCCGAAUUCCUCCUCGACCCAGCUAUAGGCACCUCGGCCAUAGGCAACUGGAUUCCUGGCAACUCAGUCACCAACAACUCGGCUAGAGUCAUCUGGACCUCAGACAACUCGGCCACAAGCAACUCAGCUAGAGGCAGCCAGAUCGUACGCAAUCCGGUUGGAGCUAGUCCUAUCGUAGGCACUCCGGUUGCGGGCAACUCCAUCACGGGCAACUGGGCCUUCGGCAACCCUGUCAACGGCAAUCAGGCUACGGCCAACCAGUCCCAUGUCGUGGCUAAUCCUGUCGUAGGCCCCUCCGUCACGGGUAGAAACCCGCCCACGGCCAAUGCUCAAUAUGCGCCUCUUAUGGCCGCUGGGAAGCAGGCCUAUGUUCAAGGCCAGAGUGCUAUUGUUGCGGCUGAUGUUCAGGCUUUUGCUCAAAUUCAGGCCCAGGCUGCCGCUCAAGCUCAAGGUCAAGCUACCGCUCGGCAGCAGACUCCAUCUGCUCUUAUGGCCGCUCAGCGGAAGCGUAGUGCUACCGCUCAAUCUCAGGGUAUGAACGGUCGGCUGAGGCAGAGAGCCAUUGCUGCCGCUCAGGCUCAGGCUGCCGCUCGGCGUGCUGCCGGCCUGGUUCCUGCUGCCCCAACCACAGCCCCAAUCCCCUCACCCCCAUUUCAACCCCAAGGAAUCUUCCCCUUCAUGAAGCUCCCCGAGGAGCUCAAACUGAUCAUCUACCGCUUCGUCUGGCACACUACCCCCGACACCUCGCCCUCCGACCAAGCUUCCUACCAGCAUCGCCUCGAAUUCUACUCCAACCCCCGCCACCUGCGCGCCCAGCUCCGCGGUCUCUUCAAGCUCGGCGCCAUUUCUUCGGCAAUCCGCUACGUCGCCUACGCCGAGUACUUUCGCAGCACGCAGCUGUACCUGCGGUACGACUCUCAUUUCCGCUGGAACUACUCCGACAGCUGGCACGGCAGCGACAAGCUGACGGAGUCGAUGAGCCUGCUUUGGCAGGACGCGACCUUGUCGCCGCUGCUGACUGAGUACGUGGAGCACGUGGCUUGGCACGUCGGUCCCGUGUACCGUCGCGAGCAGUGCGACAUGCAGCGGGCCGCGCUGGACUGGUUGAAGAACUGCAAGAAUGUCAAGACGCUAGAGAUCGUGGUGGCGAUGCGGAGCGCCCAUGUCCGGCCCAAGGAUGUCAAGAGUCUGAUCCAGCGUAAGGGUCGGUUUGCUAGCGGUAAGAUGCCGUAUUCGACCUUCAAGUACUUUCGCUUCUUCUCGUGGUCGAUCAAUCGGCUGGACGUGCUGCGGAAGAAGGGACGUCUGGAGAAGGUGGUGAUUAGCGUCGAGCCGUUUGUGAAUGAGAGCACAAAGGUUGCGGACCGGGGCACGAUUGACUUGAAGGCGCUGCUGGAGAGGUCGGAUUGGUUCCAGAAGUUCAAGAGGGACACGGUGAAGAGCCUUCUUGCUCCUAAGAAGCAAAAGAUUGAUACUAAGUCUGAGAAGACACAGGAGCGCUCUUUCUACAAGAUCGAACAGCACCUCGGUCACCUCAACCCGUGUUGGCAUCGUUCUUACCGGAUCUAA